AUGAGACAUAGAGGGUUUAUAGCUUUGGCAAGUGCAAGUUCUGGUAUGGCUGCCUCACUUCUUCCUGGAGGUCGCACUGCUCAUUCUCGAUUUAAACUGCCUAUAAAUAUUGAUGAAAAUUUUAGUUGUAAUAUUAGCAAACAAAGUUCAAUGGCUUCUUUAAUCCGUGAUGCAAAAUUAAUAUUAUGGGAUGAAAUCUCAAUGGCAAAAAAAGAGAUUGUAGAGGUCUUGGAUUUGCUUCUUAAAGAUCUUAUGGAAAGAAAAAUUUUCUUCGGUGGUAAAGUUGUUGUUUUUAGUGGUGAUUUCAGACAAACCCUAGCUGUUGUUCGUAAUGGCAAAAGAGAAGACUUUAUACAAUUUGAAGCCACUGUGAUUGAGAACAGUGGUUCUGCAACAGCGCUCAUAGCUGAUGAACCUGCUGAAUCAAUGUUGCAACUCAGUUCAGAAGAAAUUUAUGAAAUUCAUUGUGUCAAGGAGAACACACUCAACAUAGCACCCCCAAACAUUGCAAUGGACACCGCAGAAAGUAAUAAAGCAAAAAUUCACAAUACUGACACAACCACAACAGGCAAUCAGUGUACAACAACUCAAGCAACUACUUCACAUGUCAGACAUGCUUCAAAGCUGAAAACUCUACCCAUGAAAAAGUGCCACAAGCUGGUCCCAGCUAAUUAG
Capsicum annuum is the source of this 675-nucleotide messenger RNA. RefSeq lists its product as uncharacterized. The transcript is spliced from 4 exons. NCBI's taxonomy places the organism in Eukaryota, Viridiplantae, Streptophyta, Magnoliopsida, Solanales, Solanaceae. The coding region runs from base 1 to 675 and encodes 224 amino acids. Gene Ontology annotation, biological process: telomere maintenance; DNA repair. Gene Ontology annotation, molecular function: DNA helicase activity. The record is from RefSeq and is a predicted model, not a curated record.